This is a messenger RNA of Gongylonema pulchrum, 231 nucleotides long. The record is from the annotation of a GenBank genome assembly. Lineage: Eukaryota; Metazoa; Nematoda; Chromadorea; Rhabditida; Gongylonematidae.
UUUUUUGAUGAGCUGAUCAACAAUGUAGAAGAUGAAAGCAGCAUAUCGAACAGGAUCAAGAAAGUUGGCCAGAGUCAUGUAAUUCUAUGCCAGAGUUCUUUCAACGCCGAUAUCUGGGAGAAGCUGGGCGAAAUUACCAUGGAAUGCUUUAGCAGCCUGGAUGCCGUACAGCUAAUAAUAUUGACGCUACUGGCUGAGUUGGAGAAUCGUAAUAUGGAAAUGGGACUGUGA